This is a messenger RNA of Corythoichthys intestinalis (scribbled pipefish), 756 nucleotides long. RefSeq names its product lipocalin-like. The coding region runs from base 73 to 627 and encodes 184 amino acids. The record is from RefSeq and is a predicted model, not a curated record. Lineage: Eukaryota; Metazoa; Chordata; Actinopteri; Syngnathiformes; Syngnathidae. The transcript has 7 exons. Gene Ontology annotation, molecular function: small molecule binding.
GCUGCGACCGGGGAUCGCACUCACUUGCUUAACUCUCUCUCCAGCCUUAUUUUCAGCCCCCUCCACGCCACUAUGAGGAACGCCGUGGUGGCUGUUGCCAUGGUGAUGUUGUGCACAUCUGUGGCGCACACUGACGUGAGGCCGCAGAGGGAUUUCAACUUGCAGAGGUUUGCAGGUAGGUGGUACCGUGUGGGUCUGGCAUAUGACUCGGCGAGCUUUGUCCCAUACAGAGACAAAUUGAAGGCCUCCCUGGGUGUUGUCACCGCGCAGGCAAAUGGCAACGUUAACCUUACGAUGUGGGAUGCCACGCCCGCAGGAUGUCGCAGUAAAACAUACUAUUACGAAAAGACAAAUAUUCCGGGACAGUUCACCUACUUCAGCACACGUCACAACAUGGUGAAGGACAUCACCGUUGUGGAUACAAACUACAGUGAAUAUGCCCUUGUGCUCAAACACAAAAUCUUUCAUAGAGAGUACACCCAGGUGGCCCUUUAUGGUCGCACUCAGAGGCUGAGAGCGGAUAUCAUUCAGAAGUUUAAAGCCUUUGCUUCAAUGAGAGGAUUUCCAAGAGAAGCCAUUCUCACCCCACCGCCAGCAGAAAACUGCCCUCCAUCAUCAUCUGGAUAGGUCCCUUGUCACUUCGCCAAUGCAUUCAGUCCUUGCUGCCAUCAGUUAUUGUAAAUGUCUGUCUCCAACUACAAUGAUGAGAAAAUAACAAAUUCAAAAAAUAAUAAAACAUUUAGCACAAUGCUCUAA